Hippocampus comes (tiger tail seahorse) is the source of this 1705-nucleotide messenger RNA. RefSeq names its product amyloid beta A4 precursor protein-binding family A member 3-like. NCBI's taxonomy places the organism in Eukaryota, Metazoa, Chordata, Actinopteri, Syngnathiformes, Syngnathidae. Gene Ontology annotation, cellular component: cytoplasm; dendritic spine; plasma membrane. The record is from RefSeq and is a predicted model, not a curated record. Bases 431 to 1705 code for a protein of 424 amino acids. The transcript has 6 exons. Gene Ontology annotation, molecular function: amyloid-beta binding. Gene Ontology annotation, biological process: chemical synaptic transmission.
GCUCGUAUUACGUGAUUUCGAUAGAUACUAAUGAAUAUGUUCUGCCAUCUUAAAUGAAAUAUAAAUAUGUAAAAAACAAUCACUUACCUUGUGAAGCUGCUGGGUAGAUCAUUGGGAUCUUAGAAAAACUAUAAACACGAAUGCACCCUAAUUACAAGACAACACCGUCAGCGAGUAAAUAAUGAAGCCGAAGUAUGUGUUUUCUUCAGGUUCGGAACAUUAAUAGAUAACGCUUGUGUUUGUUACUUAGCCUAGUCCUUAGAAUUUUAUGAAAAUACCACAUUUAAUGGUUUCCUUGUUAAUAUGACGAUUAAAACCCUCAGGGAAAGACCCCAGCACAUAUUAAUUUAUAUGUCGUGGCACCAACAGACAACUCCACCUGAGCACAAAGAAAGUCAGCGAGACACGAAAUAUCAGACCCAGUUGAAGAAUGGACCCCGACCACAGCUCUCUUGAUGUAUCAUCUCCUGCACCGUCACACAACCACAGCUUGAUCUCUAUUGAUAGAGGCCUUGGUGUUGUUGAGCUCGAUUCACAUGUGGGGGAGUUGGACUCGUACAACAUGAUAGAGCCUCCUCCUUUAGAGUGGAAGUCUGACUCCUCCACUGAGGCUGGGUCAGCAGAAGACCUGGACGACGGCAGCUUCCUCUCUCCUUCUGGCUAUCUGGAAAAGGCCAGCUCAGAUGAAGUCCAUGUGAACGGCACCCUGGCUUCACCUGAUGUGAAGCAGCAGGAGCUUGUGGCAAACAGCACAGAGUUGAAAAAGGAGAAGAAAGUUGAAGUUGAAGUGGAAGUGGAAGUUGAAGUGAAAGAAGAUGUGGAUAGCAUUCAACAGAGAGCACAUGAUGCAAAUGCGCAGGAUGAAGAAGCUAACCAAAUACAAGGCGAUGAAGACCACACCCGUAUCCAAACAUUGCUCUGCCAACUUCAGAUGAUGGGGGAAGAAGCUCACACUUGUCCCAGAACACCGCCUUGCCUCACUGAGUAUCCACACUCGGGUCCCUGUGAUCUUGAGGAAUGUUCUUUGUUAUCAGCCUUACCAGAGGACAGCACUGAAACCACUGGGUUGUUGUUUUCUGAAAGCAACCAGAGAGAUGUGUUGGGACUGCUGCAGUGCACAGACAUCAGCGCUAAGCUGCAUCACAGCUGCCAUCCCCUCAAAGGAGAAAUGGAUGCCGUCGUGUCCGUUUCUUACAACCAGGAAGACGCCCAGAGUUUCUGGGGGCCGCAUGGGAAUAAUCAACAGCAGCCAUACAGGGAAGAAGGCUCGGUCAACUUGCUGCCUGACACUGACUUUCUUGAGCCGGUAUGGGUGAAAUUGAGGGAAGAGGGACAAGAGGGGGAGGUUUCUGCAGAGCACGAGCAGGAUGCCGAUGAUCAGCCUUCAUACAAAGAUGUGCCUGGUCCAUGUGACCCUGAAGACCUCUUAGAUGGAGUCAUAUUUGGUGCAAAGUACCUGGGCUCAACACAGCUCAAGUCGGAGAAGAACCCAUCUACAAAUGCCCGUAUGGCACAGGCUCAGGAAGCGGUGGACCGCAUUAAGGCCCCAGAAGGGGAAUCCCAGCCAAUGACCGAGGUGGAUCUGUUCAUCUCCACUCAGAGGAUCAAAGUUCUCUCUGCUGACACACAGGAGGCCAUGAUGGAUCACUCUUUGCAGAUGAUUUCUUUCAUUGUAUUCUUGUCUAUCGGACCGAUUUCGAUUUGA